CCCCUCUGAUCCGAAAGCCAUCCACCCGAAAAAUAACGCCAUCACAGAAUGGGUCGAGAACAUUACCGUAAACAACUUCAAGGUCUGCAUGAAAGAUAUUCAGCCAUAUGGAGGCCACCACGACCCCGUCUCGAUCAGCUAUCUAGCUGUAGGCUACCUGAAUCCUUGUGAAAACAUGCAAUGCACCCACUACGCCACGUGUAAGGCUUAUGGACCAAAGGACGCGCGCUGUGAAUGCGCUGAAUCCUGUCCUACCUACGACGAUGAGCGGUGCGGUAGCGAUGGCGUCACUUACAAAAACGAUUGCUUGUACAAAAAGUACAUCUGCGAGAGUCGUUUGAAUGUGACUAUUGUGCACCUUGGGGCUUGUCAACACUUCAUCCUGCACCGUGGCCGAGUCACCCUGGAUCUCAGCACUUCAGACGUCAAAUGCGAGCUUGUCACGUUCUCCCCGAAGAACUUUGCGAAAUACCGAUUAGUGUAGGUGCAAGCUUCUAUCAAUUACUACAACACCCAG
Molecule: messenger RNA, 517 nt
Organism: Nematostella vectensis (starlet sea anemone)
Lineage: Eukaryota; Metazoa; Cnidaria; Anthozoa; Actiniaria; Edwardsiidae
Product: follistatin-related protein 3-like
Exons: 4
Coding region: 89-484 (131 amino acids)
Biological process (GO): cell differentiation; multicellular organism development
Molecular function (GO): protein binding
Source: RefSeq, a predicted model, not a curated record